GGGUCGCUAGCGAAUUUUACUUUGUUCGUUCAAGUGAUUGAGAGCUAAAGAUGUUGUUCUUCUCGUACUUCAAGGAUUUGGUGGGAAAAGAAGUUACAGUAGAACUGAAGAAUGAUCUCGCUAUAAGAGGAACUCUUCAUUCCGUCGAUCAGUACCUCAAUAUAAAGCUCGAGAACACUAGGGUUGUCGAUCAAGACAAGUAUCCUCAUAUGCUUUCGGUGAGGAACUGCUUCAUCAGGGGAUCAGUCGUCAGAUACGUUCAGCUACCACCGGAUGGAGUUGACAUUGAUAUCCUUCAUGAUGCCACAAGGAGGGAAGCUCUUGGUGGCUGACGGAUAGUAGGACAGAUUAGAUACAUUGGUCCUGUAGUAGUGGUUAUAACUAAUGGAUGUGGAGCUUUCAAAUGUAUCAGUUUUAGGUUUCUGUAUUCCUAGUUAUUUUGAGUUAAUUUGUGUGCCUUUUAUC
Telopea speciosissima is the source of this 465-nucleotide messenger RNA. RefSeq names its product sm-like protein LSM2. Gene Ontology annotation, cellular component: catalytic step 2 spliceosome; U6 snRNP; precatalytic spliceosome. The record is from RefSeq and is a predicted model, not a curated record. The coding region runs from base 51 to 332 and encodes 93 amino acids. The transcript is spliced from 3 exons. NCBI's taxonomy places the organism in Eukaryota, Viridiplantae, Streptophyta, Magnoliopsida, Proteales, Proteaceae. Gene Ontology annotation, biological process: mRNA splicing, via spliceosome. Gene Ontology annotation, molecular function: RNA binding.